UCGGGCUAUAGUGUGAGCUCCAAAGGGAGUGACUAGCGAAUCCGGGUAGGCUGCUUUCUUUUCCCAGUGCUUUUUAAAAAUUUUUCUUGCUAUUUGACCAGGACUGGGUGUCACCCACUGAACAGAAAGCCCCUCGCAAAACCCGGAGCGACCCUCCCAUCAAUUGUUGGGCGCAGGAGCAUCGCGGUGUCCCAGCGCGCCGGGCCGAAGGCAAGCGGAGCCGAGCCAGUCGUGGGCAGGGACCCCAGCUUCCCUGCUUCCCUCGUUCGUGCAGGCGGGUCUGCUCUCGCAGGGCGCAGGACGCGCGAGAUGAAGGCUGUGAGCCCCGUGCGCCCCUCGGGCCGGAAGGCGCCGUCGGGCUGCGGUGGCGGGGAGCUGGCGCUGCGCUGCCUGGCUGAGCACGGCCACAGCCUGGGCGGCUCGGCGGCUGCAGCCGCGGCUGCGGCGGCCGCUCGUUGCAAGGCGGCCGAGGCGGCAGCCGACGAACCGGCGCUGUGCCUGCAGUGUGAUAUGAACGACUGCUACAGCCGCCUGCGGAGGCUGGUGCCCACCAUCCCGCCCAACAAGAAAGUCAGCAAAGUGGAGAUCCUGCAGCAUGUUAUCGACUACAUCCUGGACCUGCAGCUGGCGCUUGAGACGCACCCUGCUCUGCUGAGGCAGCCUCCGCCGCCGGCACCACCACACCACCCGGCUGGGACCUGUCCGUCCGUGCCACCGCGGACCCCGCUCACGGCGCUCAACACGGACCCGGCCGGCUCGGUGAACAAGCAGGGCGACAGCAUUCUGUGCCGCUGAGCAGCGCUGUCCAGGUGUGCGGCCGCCUGAGCCCGAGCCAGGAGCUCUAGAGAGGGAGGGGGAAGAGCAGAAGUUAGAAGAAGAGCCACCGGAGGAAAAGGAGAAAAACAUCAGCAACCCAUAGAAACAUUUUCAUUCUCCAUUCCAGGAGGGCGAGAGAGGAAAGGAAAACAAAACUUUCACCCCUUUUUUUUUGCACGUUCAUAAACAUUCUGCAUAGAUCUUCUGUUUUGUCUCUUCAUUUUAUAGCCGCUGUGAAUUGUACAUUCCUAUGUGGUUUUUUUUUUUUUUUUGGAGGUGCAGUUAAACUUUAAGCCUAUGUGUGACAGGACUGAGAAAUAAAUAGAAGAUCAAGAGCAAAUUCGACUUUAGAAGCCUACUUUGUGACCAAGGAGCUCAAUUUUUGUUUCGAAGCUUUACUAAUAUACCAGAGCAUUGUAGAUAAUCCUUUCUUGACAUCUAUUGUUUAAAAUAGAUGAUUAUAACGGGGCAGGGAACUUUCUUUUCCUUGCAAGAAUGUUACAUAUUGUAUAGAUAACUGAGUGACAUUUCAUACCAUGUAUAUAUAGAGAGAUGUUCUAUAAGUGUGAGAAAAGUAUAUGCUUUAAUAGACUACUGUAAUUAUAAAAUAUUUUUAAUUAAAUAUUUUUUGUAAAUAUUAUAUGUGUGUUUUUAUUUUUAAUCUUUGGGAAUAUUUUUUUUUUAAAAAUUAUUUUUCAGCUCAUUUGCAGAGCUCUCGGUAUCUUGAAUGUCUUUGCUGUUUGGCUUGGUUUUUAAUUUGUUUUUGUUUUGCCCAGUGUUGUAGAAUCAGAAGUCACAGCUAGCGCUAGUGGUCCUGCAUGACUGUAUGAGAUGUUUAAUCACAAAAUAAACUUGUUCUGAGUCCAUUCAAAUGUGUUUUUUUUAACCUAGAUUGAAAUAUCUGUAUUUGGAGCAUUCGUGUUGAAAUACACUUUUAUCUGUUUUUAGUACAGGGUUUUAUAGUGUUAUACAUAAAGAGUGUUUGUUUUUUUAAAAGAAGUCAGAAUGGAUUCUGAAUGAUUUUGUAGAUGAGAUAGGGAUCCUUAAAGAGUUUAUGAAAUCUGUUUAUCAAGGUGAAAAAAAAUCCUUAUCACUCUUCAUUUUACGCUAAAGCUUAAUGUCACUGAGUUUCAUGUCUGUACAGAUUAUUUAAACCAUAGAAAUAAAAACUGUUCUCUGCUUGUUACCAAAGGGCAAACUUGAAAAAGAGCACUUACUGCUUUCCUUCCUCCAAAGAAUAUUAAUAGGCAACUGUGGGAGAAAAAAACAAAUUAAGAGGCAUAAUGGCAAAAUUUUCAAGCAGGGAUAAAAGUCGAUCUUCAAACACUAAGUAGACCAAAAAUUCUGAUGAUCACAUCUAGAUUAUUUUUUUAUAAAAAUGAUUUUCACUAUAGCUAUGUGAGUUACUGCGAAGCUACUGUUCAAUCUCUUGUGAUGUGUAACUUUUACAUGUGAAUAUUAAAGUAGAUUUUAUCUGUCUUGUA
This is a messenger RNA of Elephantulus edwardii (Cape elephant shrew), 2300 nucleotides long. Its product is annotated as DNA-binding protein inhibitor ID-4-like. Bases 310 to 795 code for a protein of 161 amino acids. The record is from RefSeq and is a predicted model, not a curated record. Gene Ontology annotation, molecular function: protein dimerization activity; transcription regulator activity. The transcript has 3 exons. Lineage: Eukaryota; Metazoa; Chordata; Mammalia; Macroscelidea; Macroscelididae. Gene Ontology annotation, cellular component: nucleus; cytoplasm. Gene Ontology annotation, biological process: circadian regulation of gene expression; negative regulation of transcription by RNA polymerase II; cell differentiation.